UUUAGGAGGGAUUUAAGGGGCUUUCUAUGGCUAUAGCCGACAAGGACAAAUAGCACCCCCAAAGCCCAGAGCUCAGCGAUGAAGCUGAGAAGAUGGAAUGCAAGAUUUUUUGUCUAAAGCACACAGGCUGAGCUGAAGGCGUCGCUCCAUUUUUCCCACCAAAGAGGCAAAACACAAAAAAAAUGUAAUAAUCGGAGGAACUGGAAAGCUGAGCAGCUGCCAGCGCUGGCAACCUGCAUCCCGCACAGCUCCCAUCGCCUCGGGCUUCUCUUCCACUCUCCCUUUGCCUCCUGCAAGAUUUAAGCCUUUCCUUUGCAAUCUCGACUCCUGACAAUCCUUGUCAAUAAAUGAGCAAUGACACUGCGCUGUCAAGUUGUAUAAAAUCUGAGGCGCUGCAGCCCAAAGUAGGUGCCGAAAUCUCGCUGUGCGCCGGAGGCGGUGAUGGAAGGGAGCCGGGAUGGAGGAGGGGAGGGAAGAGCAGCUCAUCGCCAUGGUUACCAGCAUCUUUGCAAAGUUCUUCACAUCCAUCUGGUUUCAUUUCCAGCCCUUUUCAUCUCACGGAAGGAACAUCCCUCGAUGUUUCUGGCUGCAUCAGGCGUGGCAGACGGUGUGGUGGGAUAGAGGAGGAGUGUAGGAGGUGGGAGACGGGCACCCUAUGCCUCCCAGCCUUGAGUUGAGCUGCUUAACCUCCUGUCCCCCCACUUCCCACCUAUCCAUAGAAUGGCUCGACUGGGAUCCACUCUCUGAUGGGAUUUCGGUGGUGUUGUAUCAGUCUGACGCCCCGCAGGGACUGCCACGACCCAGACCGGGAGCUCCAGCCUGGGUGAGCAGAAGCAUCUCGGCUUGGGGAGCCAGCUCUUCUCCUGCAGAGGGAUCCAGGCUCGUCCCCAGAGCCGAUGAGGCUCCCGGCCCUGCCUGCAGCGCUCCUGACCGCCAGAGCCUUCCAGCAAAUCAAUUCUGGAAAUGAACAGGACCAGCUAAUUGAGUUAAUCCUGAGAAGUUAAUCAAUGCCGAGGCGGUUUGGCCAGUAGUCCUGUUUAUAAUCCAUACAGAGAUCAUUAAUAACUUGUGAAAUGGAAGCGCAGCGCAAAGCCAGGUGGUGUGGAAAUCCGAGGAGAAUCACAACAAGGCUGAGCCUGGAGGAACCGUACCCAGGAUGAGGGCAGGAUGCAGCCCGCCAGCCCUGGGCAGAGCUUAUGGAGAGCCCACAGUUGUGCUUGUGGGGACUGUGGGGCUCCGGCUCCGCCUCAUUUCCCCUUUCCCCUGGGUUUUCCACUGCUCCAUCUCUCUGUGCAGCUUUGCCAGCUCAGAGUGGCUCCGGGAUCCAGAGCAGCCCAAGGUGGCACCGAGCUGAAAGCAUGGCAAGAACCAUGGCUUGUCCAUCCUUUUGCAAAGGCAGCCGGAGAUCUCCCAGCAAGGGCUCCAGCCAGUCUGGUGCCCGGCUCCUCGGGCUCAUCGCCGGUCUGGAAGAGUGGCUCAGCAGAGCAAACCGGCCCCUUGCCAGCGAGGUCUGCGUUUGGCUUCUGCUUCCCAGGGCUCCAAGACGUCUUGCCCUUGCUCCUCAGCUUGGAUGGGUCCACCCCUGGCGUCGGGAAGGGAGCCCAGCGGGUGACUCGGCUGUUCGUGCUUGGCCAGCCUGCAGGGAGCAGGGGCUGCUGGAAAGCUCUCCAUGAGAUGGAUCCUGCCUGGAUGUGCUUGUGUCCAGAAGAGAGAUCGCUGAUGCAAGCAACAGAGAGUUGGGACCGUGAUGCCCUGCACGGAGGGAGCCCCUGUGGAGCUCCCAGCCAGCGACGAGAAGGAGCACCUGGGUCCAGCUUUGCUGCAUUUCCAACCCCUACACCUCAGCACCCAGAGCUUCACCCGGGCUUUGCGUGGGCGUCAGGCCACUGUCCGCACAGAGACGGGGAGCAUAAUGCUGAACAGCAUCACCGAUGGACUCCUCUGCUGCCUGAUGGGCAAGACGACGAACGCCGUGGGGCCGCUGGACACCGUUGAGUCCAGCAACGGUUACAGCUUCAUGGAGGUGAAGCCGGGGAGGAUCCUACGGAUCAGGCACAGUGCGCCCACCCGCCCGGCCGUGGAGGGGCCCGAGGAGACGCAGCCCGGGGGGCCGGAGCGGGGUUUGGUGCACUGCAAGCGCAAGAUCACCGUCUACCGCAACGGGCAGCUGGUGAUCGAGAACUUGGGUGACGCCGUCCGCUCCGAGAUCCUGCACUGCCAGAACAGCUCGGGGGAACCCAACAGCACCGUGGAGCUGGAGCUCUCCGAGCUGGCUGGCCAAGCUCCCGCCCAGGCUCCUGCCGGCGUGCCGGGAUGCGACACACCGGGAUGCGGCGCGCGGGACGGAGCCGCUGCCCCCGCCAAGCGUCGGAAGCGUAAACCCAAGAAAGUCAUCAACAUCGACUGCAAGAAGCAGAUCACGAGCUGCAAAGGGACACACAGCGACGUGGUCCUCUUCUUCAUCCACGGUGUGGGCGGCUCGCUGGACAUCUGGAAGGAGCAGCUGGACUUCUUUACCAAGCUGGGCUACGAAGUGGUGGCUCCUGACCUGGCUGGCCACGGCUGCAGCUCGGCUCCCCAGAUUGCCGCCGCGUACACCUUCUACGCGCUGGCAGAGGACAUGAGGGCUGUCUUCAAGCGCUACGCGAAGAAGAGGAAUAUCCUGAUAGGACACUCAUACGGGGUGUCCUUCUGCACCUUCCUCGCCCACGAGUACCCAGACCUGGUCCAUAAGGUGAUCAUGAUCAACGGAGGGGGCCCGACGGCGCUGGAGCCCAGCCUCUGCUCCAUCUUCAACAUGCCCACCUGCGUGCUGCACUGCCUGUCCCCGUGCCUGGCAUGGAGCUUCCUCAAGGCUGGCUUCGCUCGCCAGGGUGCCAAAGAGAAGCAGCUGCUGAAGGAAGGCAACGCCUUCAACGUGUCCUCCUUCGUGCUGCGUGCCAUGAUGAGCGGGCAGUACUGGCCGGAGGGGGACGAGGUUUACCACGCCGAGCUGGCCGUGCCCGUCCUCCUGGUCCACGGCAUGCACGACAAGUUCGUCCCGGUGGAGGAGGAUCAGCGAAUGGCUGAGAUCCUGCUGAUCGCCUUCCUGAAGGUGAUCGACGAGGGCAGCCACAUGGUGAUGAUGGAGUGUCCUGAGACGGUGAACACGCUGCUCCACGAAUUUGUCCUGUGGGAGCCCGAGACGCCAGCUGGGGACGGGCAAGGCGAGAAGAAAUAAGCCGUCGGGACGCGGUGACCGGGCUGUUCCGACAGGAGAGAAGUUUCAGAGCAGAGAGGGGUUUGCGAGAGCAGAGGGGUGCAGCGAAGGCUGCUCUUGCUGCGAGCUCAGCCGAUUUGUCUUUCCCGGCCACGUUGGAGCCUGGUGGCGGAGCACGGAGGCUCCCCCAGGCAGGGUUGCGCGGGGCCGGCAGCGGGAACACGGCAGACCUGGUCCCUGUCCCCUCGGGGACGGCGUGGCAGCCACUGGAGCGUCUUCAUCCUGUUUCUUUGUAGUAUUAUUUUCCUCACGCAGCAGCCCCCUGGGGAUGGAGAGGAGGCGGCUGCGGGGAGACUGGUCCCACCUGCAGCAAAACGGGAAGAACUUGGAGGGGUUCCUCCAGGGAGAGCGUGUUGGCUCCAGCACCUCCAGGGCUGGUGGAACUGAGCUGGGAUUGCUUUAAGGGGAAGGCAAAGGUUCCUCAGCCUCAGCAGUGGGAUUUGUCUCUCCGAGCCCUGCAGAGCCUCAUUCGAGCCGUCUGUGGGGACCAUUAUUGCCAGCAGCCGUGCGUGUGGCAUCCAGCAGCUCCUGCCUGGUGCUGGCGAGGCUCUGCCUGGCCAGGAGGUGAGGACGAGGAGGUGACCUGCUUCUGUUGGCAGAGCCAAAAGCACCAUCAGCUCCCCCGCUGCGGUGGGAUUUGCCUGACUGUGGUGGGGACAACAACGUCAAACCUGAGCUCCCCCGCGGUCCCCAGUGCCACCGUCCGUGCAGUCGCAUCCCCAACCACCAUCACUUUAGGUACCGCAACACUGGCUUCUGCAGAGCCCUCUGCUUCCCUCUCACUGCCGCAUCCUCGAGAUGCUCGGAGCCAUUGCCACCGCGCAGCGACUCCUGCAGCAUCCCAUUCGCUCGCUCUUCCCGGCUUCCAGCUCCUCCACAACUCCAGGAUCCGCUCCUGGGCCACGUCCCUGCACUGGGGACCAGCAAUACACCCUGGCGUUCCUGCUGUGUCUGUCCUUCCUGACAACUCCCAUACGGAUCUGCGGGUUAUUGGAGCAACGAAGCAAACCGCAACCGUCUGAUCGCAACGAGAGAGCAGCUCCUUCCCUGCCGACACCGUUCUGUACAUAACCCUCCUAUCCCAUCAUCUCCUCCCCUCUGCGCUUCGCAUCCCGCUGCCAGGAGCCGGCCAGGACCAAGAAGGUACAUGAGAAGCGUUGAGUGGGGACCUGGGGGCCAUCACGAGAUCUGGAGGCUCCCGGACACGCGGGGAUGGAGGCACCUGAGGGAUCCCGUGCACCAGGGAUGGCCCCAGCCUUCCCGCUACCCCAAAGAGUGGAGCCACUCCCUGCUUUUUUUCCCCCUCUUAUUUCCCCCCAUCGAAACCAAAGAAACAACCAGUCCCACGCACACCUCACCCCUGGCCCCCUGCCCCUCUCUGCCCCGGACGGGGCUGUCCCCACGCCGAGGUCCCCCAGGUCAGCUCAAGGCUGGGCAAGGCUGCUCCGACUGCAGCCGGCACCCACCUGGGUGCACCUUCCUCGAAGCUGAGCCCACGUUCCUCCUCAAGCUGAGCGAUGUAGAAGAGACAGGGUCCUUCAGAGCCGGCCCCACCGUCCCGGGGACCCCGCGUGAUGAGUGUCCCCAGGAGCCCAUCUCCAUUUGCGCCUUCCUUGAAGUUGAGCUCACCUUCCUCCUCAAACGGAGCGAUGGAGAAGAGGAAGAGCCCUUAAAAGUCACCCCAAGUUGAUGGGGACCCUUUGUGCCGAGUGUCCCCAGGCAGCCCCCUCCAUCCCCGCCCCGGGCAGAGCUGACCCUCUGCCAGCGCCCGUCCCUGCCCGCUGCUGCCACAACCUGUCUCAUAAUGAGAAUUUUAACGACCCUGCACUCAGAUCCUUUCCACCACCCCUCACCCCGUCCUGCCCAGGGGAGACCCUGCAGCGGAGCCAGGGUCUGCAACCAGGGGACCCCGCGAUGCCACCGUACCCCGAAACGCGGCUCUGCCCCUGCCGCGAGCCCCGAGCUGGCUCCAGGUGGCCGCGGGCCACGUCAUUCAACCUCUGUUUGCCACGAAGUCUGUGUCGCUUGUACCCACAUCGCUUGUGCUAAGGCCAAGGCAAACCACGCACCGCAACCCCGCGCCGCG
This is a messenger RNA of Cuculus canorus (common cuckoo), 5345 nucleotides long. RefSeq names its product abhydrolase domain containing 8 (gene ABHD8). NCBI's taxonomy places the organism in Eukaryota, Metazoa, Chordata, Aves, Cuculiformes, Cuculidae. The record is from RefSeq and is a predicted model, not a curated record. Bases 1748 to 3220 code for a protein of 490 amino acids. The transcript has 7 exons. Gene Ontology annotation, molecular function: catalytic activity.